AGCUAGUCUUGCUUUCGGCGCACGCCAGUUAGUUGUGCUGCUAAAACUGUAAAUCUGGAUCUAAAAUCUAACCUGAGUGCCCCUAAAAUCAAAGGAACUCUGUACUUCACUAGGUAACAGUGUUAGCAGUCGUCCGGCAUGUCCCGUUUCUUUGCGACCGGAUCCGACAGCGAGUCGGAGGAGUCAUCAUCCGCUGAUGAGAUUACCCCCAAACCCUCUGGGACUACUUUCACCAAGCAGUCCCUGUUGCUUAGCGACGAUGAGGAAGACACAAAAAGAGUGGUGCGCAGUGUCAAGGAUAAGAGAUUUGAGGAGUUGACCAACUUGAUAAAGACUAUCCGCAAUGCAAUGAAGAUCAGAGAUAUGGCUAAAUGUCUGGAGGAGUUCGAGCAGUUAUGUCGAGCGUUCCUUAAGAGUAAGACAGUAGUGGAUAAAGAGGGCGUCCCAAAGUUCUACAUCCGGCUGUUGGCUGAUCUGGAAGACUACCUAAACCAGUUAUGGGAGGACAAAGAGGGGAAGAAAAAGAUGAACAAGAACAACGCAAAGGCCCUCAGUACUCUGCGGCAGAAGAUCCGCAAGUACAACCGGGACUACGAGACUGAGAUAGCCAGCUACAAAGAGAACCCAGAGCAGUCUGCUGAGGAAGAGGAGGAGAAAGAUGGCGUAGAAUCUGGCUCGUCCUUAGAAAGCGAGGACGAGACAGGAGAGGAGGGCGGAGUCUCGGCCAAGAGCUUCAUGAAGAAGAAGCCGGCCAGUGAGCCGGCCCCAGAGGCCAGCAAGUUCCUCAAAGCAGCCACAGGGGAAGAUGAGUCUGAAAGCGAUGAUGAGGAAGAUGACGAAGACUGGGAUUCAGACUCAGUAGGCAGUAGCAGUGAGAGUGAGGAUGAGGGGACCAGUGCAUCAGUGGCCAUGCUUUUCCUUAAAAAGGACAGCAAUAAAGAAAAAGCAACCAGCGACCGUAGGAAAGACCCCAGGACUAAGAGACCCAAGAAGAAGGAGCGAAUUGAGGAGGAAGAAAUUGAGGAGGAAGGAGCAGAGGCAGAGAGUGGAGAAUGGAGGAAGGUGAAAGGGGGAGUGCCUUUGGUCAAAGAGAAGCCAAAAAUGUUUGCCAAGGGCACAGAGAUCAACACAGCUGUAGUGGUGAAAAAACUCAAUGAGAUCCUGCAGGCUCGUGGCAAGAAGGGAACUGACAGAGCCGCACAGAUCGAACUUCUCCAUGCGUUAGCGGCUAUCUCCAAUGAGAAUAAUCUGGGAGAAGGCAUCUUGGUCAAGAUCAAGUUCAACAUCAUCGCUUCUCUGUAUGACUACAAUCCCAACCUGGCUGCCUUCAUGAAGGCGGAAAUGUGGAAGAAGUGUCUGGGCUGCAUUGAAGAGCUUUUGGACAUCCUGUUCGAGAACAACAACAUCUUCAUUGGCGAGAACAUUGCUGAGGAUAGUGAGAAUCUGGCCAUCUCUGAUCAGCAACCCUUCAGGGUGCGCGGCUGUAUCUUAACCCUGGUGGAGAGGAUGGAUGAAGAGUUCACCAAGAUCAUGCAGAACACUGAUCCCCACUCCCAGGAGUAUGUUGAUAACCUGAAGGACGAAGCACGUGUGUGUGGCAUCAUCGACCGGCUGCUCCAGUAUCUAGAGAUGAAGGGCAGCACUGAGGAGGUGUGCCGUGUCUACCUGCGUAGGAUCAUGCACACCUACUACAAGUUUGACUACAAAGCCCACCGCCGCAGCCUGGGCCUGCAGGGGGAGACCAAGUCUGAACAGGAUCAGGAGGAAAGCGAGGGGGAGGACAGCGCGGUUAUCAUGGACCGUCUCUGCAAGUUCAUCUACGCCAAAGACAGAACCGACCGUAUUCGCACCUGCGCCAUCCUCUGUCACAUCUACCAUCAUGCCCUGCACAGCCGCUGGUACCAGGCACGCGACCUGAUGCUCAUGAGUCAUCUCCAAGACAACAUUCAGCAUGCUGACCCACCUGUGCAGAUCCUGUACAACAGGACCAUGGUGCAGCUGGGCAUCUGCGCGUUCCGUCAGGGCAUGAUCAAGGAUGCCCACAAUGCAUUGCUGGACAUCCAGUCGAGUGGACGUGCCAAAGAGCUGUUGGGCCAGGGCCUGUUAAUGAGGAACAUGCAGGACAGGAACGCAGAGCAGGAGAAGAUCGAGAAGAGACGACAGGUUCCAUUCCACAUGCACAUCAACCUGGAGCUGCUGGAGUGUGUGUACCUGGUUUCAGCCAUGCUGCUGGAGAUCCCAUACAUGGCUGCUCAUGAGUUUGAUGCUCGUCGCAGAAUGAUCAGCAAACAGUUCCACCACCAGCUGAGGGUGGGAGAGAGACAGCCACUGCUCGGGCCGCCUGAGAGCAUGAGAGAGCACGUAGUGGCCGCCAGCAAGGCCAUGAAAAUGGGCGACUGGCGCACCUGCCACUCCUUCAUCAUCAACGAGAAGAUGAACAGCAAAGUGUGGGACCUGUUCCCAGAAGCACAGCGUGUGAGAGAGAUGCUUGUCAGAAAGAUCCAGGAGGAAUCUUUGCGUACCUACCUGUUCACAUACAGCAGCGUGUAUGAUUCGAUCAGCAUGGAGACGCUGUCUGAAAUGUUUGAGCUGGAGUUACCAACAGUGCACAGCAUCAUCAGCAAGAUGAUCAUCAAUGAAGAGCUAAUGGCAUCUCUUGACCAGCCCACUCAGAUGGUGGUGAUGCACAGGACAGAACCCACCUCCCUGCAGAACAUGGCCCUGCAGCUGGCUGAGAAACUGGGCGGCUUGGUGGAGAACAACGAGCGUGUCUUUGACCUCAAACAGGGCGUCUACGGAGGCUACUUUAACAGGGAUCAGAAAGGAGGCUACCAACAGAAGCAGGGCUAUCAGCGAGAUCAAAAAGGCGGAUAUCAACAGAAACAGAAUUACCAGCGAGGAGGCUACAGAAACCAGAACCAAGGCUCCUACUGAUUCAGCUGCACCAUGCCCAUCUUCAUUCCAGAACCAGAACCCAGAUUGCUGGGCUUGGCUUGUCGCCUCUAUACAGUUCUGCUCGCUCCACUGCUCCCGAUAUUGACUUUAUUAGCGAACGUUGCUUUGUAGCAUUUUUCCACACCGUGGUUGCAGUCUUAUCAAAUCAAAUAGACUGUAUUUUAUUGGUCACAAAACUUACUCUUAACAAUUUCCUACAGUGAAAGUGGUUUGUUUUGCAUAAUUAUGUGUUGAGGAGGGACAGAGCAAGUCGGGUGGUUGUAUAGUAGGAUUUGAAAAAUGUCAAGUGAUUUCCAUCACCUGUAACCUGACUAAUAAUAAACAUUAUUCAAUUUAGCAAUG
This is a messenger RNA of Chanos chanos (milkfish), 3297 nucleotides long. RefSeq names its product eukaryotic translation initiation factor 3, subunit C (gene eif3c). The transcript is spliced from 23 exons. NCBI's taxonomy places the organism in Eukaryota, Metazoa, Chordata, Actinopteri, Gonorynchiformes, Chanidae. Gene Ontology annotation, biological process: translational initiation. Gene Ontology annotation, molecular function: RNA binding; translation initiation factor binding; translation initiation factor activity. The record is from RefSeq and is a predicted model, not a curated record. Bases 139 to 2934 code for a protein of 931 amino acids. Gene Ontology annotation, cellular component: eukaryotic translation initiation factor 3 complex.